Kogia breviceps (pygmy sperm whale) is the source of this 8036-nucleotide messenger RNA. NCBI's taxonomy places the organism in Eukaryota, Metazoa, Chordata, Mammalia, Artiodactyla, Physeteridae. The record is from RefSeq and is a predicted model, not a curated record.
GCAGUUGCAGUGGUGCACAAUGGCAGACCUCAGUCUUGCAGAUGCAUUAACAGAGCCACCUCCAGAAAUUGAGGAAGAGAUAAAACGGGACUUUAUUGCCACACUGGAGGCAGAGGCCUUUGAUGAUGUUGUGGGAGAAACUGUUGGAAAAACAGACUAUAUUCCUCUCCUGGAUGUUGAUGAGAAAACCGGGAAUUCGGAGUCAAAGAAGAAACCAUGCUCAGCCACUAGCCAGGCUGAAGGUACUUCAUCUUCUCAAGCAACAGUGCUUGCCAACGGUGACCAUGGAAUAGAAGGGAAUGAUGCCACUGUGUCUCCAACUGAAUUCCUUGAAGAGAAAAUGGCCUACCAGGGAUAUCAGAACAGCCAGAACUGGCCAGAAAAUACAAACUUUUGCUUUGAACCUGAGCAAGUGGUAAAUCCUAUCCAGACUGAUCCCUUUAAGAUGCACCACGAUGACAGUCUGGAAGAUUUGCUCUUUCUCCCCAGUGGAACAACCAGUGCUUCAGCAUCUGCAGAACAAAAUGAUCCCCUGAAAGACAGUUAUGGUGUGUUUCCCUGUGACACAUUUGCUCCUGCAGCUGUUGUUCCUCAAGGGUGGUCUGUGGAAGCUCCAAACCCUUCACAUUCAGGAUCCUUCAUUUCCCCUGAGGCCAUUAUACAGCCUCUGCAGCCUACAGCAGAGCCUGCUGAGGAGGUAGAAAUGGCAUCAGCAGAAGAGAGAGCACCAACAAAAGCAUUGGAAAUGAUCAUGGGACUGAAGGCUGCCAACAUGGCACCAUCUCGAGAAUCAGAGAUGGUCCUGGCCAAGGAUGUGGCGCCAGCCACAGAAACAGAGGUGGCAUUGGCUAAAGACACAGAACCACCUACCGAACCAGAUGUGGCACUGGCCAAGGGCAUGGAAUCAUCCAUCGAACCAGAUAUGGCCUUAGUCAAGGACGUGGUACUACCCCUAGAAACAGAGGCAACCCCAGUCAAGGACGAUGUAUUGCCCACAGAAACAGAUGUGUCUUUGGCCAAGGACAUGGUACUACCCACAGAAACAGAGGUAACCCCAGCCAAGGACAUACUACUAUUCAAAGAAACAGAGAGGACACCACCUGUAAAAAUGGAUUUGGCCCCAGCUGAGGGCAUGGUACCACCUACAGACCGAGAGGUGGCCCCACCCAAGGGUGUAGCAUCACUUUCAGAAAUAGAGGCGCCGCUGGAUGAAGACGUUGUAUCAUCCACAGAAACAUCCUCAGCCAAGGAGGUAGCCCUGUCCUCAGAAACAGAGGUGGCCUUGACUGGGGAUAUGGUACUACCCCCAGAAACAGAGGUGGCCCUAGUCAAGGACAUGGCUACACCUCCAGAAACAGAAGUCACCCCAGUCAAGGACAUGGCUCCACCCCCAGAAGUAGAGAUGGCCCUGAGCAAGGACAUGGCUCCACCUCAAGAAACAGAGGUAGCCCUGGGCAAGGACAUGGUUUCAUCUCCAGAAACAGAGAUGGCCCUGGGCAAGAAUGUGGCUCUACCCCUAGAAACGGAGGUGACCCUGGCCAACAGUGUGGCUCCAGCCACGGAUGUUGCAACAUCCUCAGAAGCAGAGGUGGCACCAGUUCCUGUUGAGGACAUGGAAACUGCAAGGACACAGGAAGAAACAAGUGAGGAUUCCCAGUUAGAAUCUCUCCAGGAUGAAGGACAGUCAGCUGUACCUCCUCUCAUGAUUUCAGCAGAAGCAGUCACAGCCAUGGGCCAAAAGCACAACUUGCCAACAGAUGAGGAUUCUGUGUCAGAGGAACUAGAGCAAAAGAAACCGUUCACUAGUCAACCUUCUGAACUUCCUUCAGAGACCUCAGGUACCCUUCCCACACAAGCCAAAAAAGCGUGCAGACCCAGUGAUCGCAGGUCCGCCCGGCCUGCCCGGCCCAGGCUUGCCAGGGUCCCUCCUGAGCUGCUGGGAGGCUCUUCUCCACGGAAGACUCUUGAUCCUGGGCUGGGCCCCUGCCCUUUGUCUGAGUUGGGUUGGGUUUCUGGUCCGUCUUCCUGUGGUGAGCCUGGGAACCAGAGGAAAACUAUUCAUGGUGACUUCCUUGAACCCCAGAGGGAUCUUGGCAGGGAGUCCUGGGAAAUAGAAAGAACACCAAUGAUGAUGAAGAAAAAAAAGAAGAAACCAAAGCAAAAGAGAUACUCUCAGCCCCGGGCUGGGGGACCUUGGGAUGAUGACAAUGCAGAUGAGCCUAAAGUUUAUCCCUUUGCCACUGACCCACAAAAGUCAGGUGUUCCCCCCAGCCAGCCUACCACUGUGGGCACAGAACAUGGACUGGUAUCCAGAGAAAACUUGAAAAAGGGAUGUGAAAUUGACUCCAGGGCAGCCAAGCUGGUAGCUGAGAACUUUGUCUCAGAGGGUCUCAGCAUUCCUUUGUGUCCUUUGGAAAAACCCCUGAAAACUGCAGUAAAUUCUCAGCCCAAACUGAGAGUAGAGGCAGAGGUGAAAGGUAACAAGUCAGCACCGCAGAGCCAAGGCAAGAAAUUGCUGCAGCAAGAUGAGUGCAAACCACAGCCUGCACCCCACCUCAAGACUCCUGUGGCUAAAAGCCAGACAGUAGACUCCCUCAAUCUGAAAGGACCCCUGACAGAAGUUUUUUCACACAAAGUAGAAAUUCCUUUGGAGAUCAGACCCAAAGAGGGUUGCUCUCCUGUCUUGGACCAAGAGGCUGUGGGUGGAGUUUCAAAACCCAAAGCAGCAAAAGAACUGCCUAAUUCCAUACCCACUUUGACAGCAGGUAAUCCAUUAGUAAGUAGUCUAAAAGAAGGGAAUGAUGAAAGUAAAAUGACUAAACUGCAGAAUGACAAACAGAAAGAGUUUUCUGAGGGAGCUGAAGAGGUUAAAGAACUAAAAAAGGAAAGUAUUCCCAAGGAAAGACAGGAGAGCAGCAUCUUUGCUUCUGAGCAGCCGCAGGACACGGUGUUAGCCCAGGUUCCUGGACUAGGGAAUGAACCAUUUAAGAGAAUGGCAGGUGAUGGCAAAAGCAGGAAGGGAAAGGGAAGUUCUGGGAAGAUGAGAGCAAGUUCUGGGAAGGUGAGAGCAAGAGCUGAGCUGCUGUUGCUUGUGGACAGCCAGAAGGACAGCAGAGCUGUUCUUGUGCCAAGUGAGCCAGCGCCUAAAACGGAAAGAAUGGAUAAAAGCGAGGAGCUGGGGCUGGGUUCUUCAGAGCAGCCAGGGACCGUGGCUGAGCUCACUGAGGCAGUGGUGAUGUGGGACCCUAAGGAGAUGACUGACCUGAGGAUGGCAGGCACCUUACAGGCAUUGAUUCCUUUGGGAAAUGGGUCAGGCAUGAUUCAGACUUCUGGUGCUAGAACAGAAAGAGGAGCUGUAGCCAUAGACAUGCGUGUAGGCAACCAGAGCGAGGAGGAAAAAUGUCCUUGGAUGGAUCAUGAGGCAGCUCCCUGGGUUUCUGAAAAGCCUACAAAAAGAGGCAGUGAAGACAAAAACAAAAAGUUUAAAAAUAGUUAUUCCACACACCCUGCUAGAAUGGAGAGGAAGGAAGAAAUCCUCAACCCACCUUUUGUAGGGAAGGGUGGGGAUAUUGGUAGUACUGCCCAUCAAAACAGAGAAUUAGAACUUAAUUUCCCCGUAAAUCAUGACCCUUUGUUCUCACAUAUAUCAGGUACACCCACAGUGGAAGGAGUUGACCAAAAGGGUAGAAAUGUUGAAGUUAAUUCUUCUAAGCUUGGGGCUCUUGGCAGGAACAAAACAAACACAGGCAAGGAUUUUGCUGUUACUGAACCAGCUACCAAGGUGACAGAUGUGAGCUGCCAAGACCAAAUCCAGGGGGCAGGAUUUGUUCCUUCAGUACCAUCUGAGGAGAAUAAGACAGAUGUGGCCAAGGGACAUACUGCAGUUGCUGACAAAUCAAAUAAAAGGAGUAAUGAUGGAAAAAGCAAAAAGGUUAAAAAUAAUUUCCCUGAGAAGCAUAUUCUGGAGAAUAAGAUAGAUGCAACAAAAAUACAUGUUCCCAUGGAAACCAUAGGGGACCACAGAAUUGAAGGAAUGGGCUAUGUGGAUGAAAAUAGAAAUAUUACAUUUACCUGCCCUAGAACACCACCAGGGUUGAUGAAUAAGACAGUCCCCCUAGAGGCUCAGGAAUCAACAGCCUGUGAAAAACUGCCACCUUCUACUUCUCAAGUAGUAAAGGAAAGUGAUUCAUUUCCAGACACCUUGGCAGAAAGCGGGCAAGAGACAGCUCCAGCCCAGAUUUCCAAAUUAUUAGAGGUAGAUAAUUGCCGCAAAGAUGGAGUCCCAGAUGAAGAAAGACCCAAGGCUCCCUGUGCUGUUAUGCCCUCUUUCAGCACGGGAGGAGUUGCCCUGACUCUGUCAGCAGCCAUAGAAACAGUUAACAACCAUGGAGGUAACUGUCUUCAGAAUAAAGGUGAGCUUGCUGGUCCCAUGAAAAGUGAAGCAGGGAUAGACAAAGGGCAUGUGAUAGGAGAACCUGAGUCAGUGCUCAGUGAUGCAUCAAUGCACUCAGUAGAGAAAACCACAGAGCCAGCAGGGGGGCACCUUCUUUCUGGCAUGCUCAUAGAAGACCAAAGCCUGGCAGGUGGGGUCAGAGUCCUAGAAGCAUGUGCAGAUAGCAGGAAUUUUCCAACAUGUCCAGUAAACAAACAGAAAGAGUCUGAGGAAGGUUCUGCUCCAGUUCCAAUUCUUGACCUAAUGGGAGACAAAGCACAAAAGCCCAGUUUCUGUGAGGACCAACGUGCUGAAAAUAGAGAUUCCCAGGGCCCAGAUAGUUUGAAUAAGGAGGUAGAUACGACUCUUUUGCCUCCAGAAAGUGAAAAGGAUAAAUUGGAAGAAAUCAGUCUGGAUUCUGAAAUCAGAGAAAUGGCAUGUGUUUCCUUGGCACCACCAGAACUCCAGUCAGGUGUCUUAGAUGGCAAAGUUGAAGUGACUCCUUCAAGGGUGGUAGAUGAGUUAGUAGUGGCUGCUUCCAAGGCUCUUCAACUCCCAGAACCCAGAGACAAGAUCUUGGAGGCACCUGAGAAAAUGACAGAAAAAUCUGAACCAAAGGCACUGGGACAAGGGAAGAAGGAAGAUAAAAGCAGAGCGGCAGAACCCAUGAAAGGCUACAUGAGACCCACCAAGUCCCGAGGACUCACUCCACUUUUACCAAAAUCUACAGUCCAGGAACGAGAGCGAUCCAGGCAACUCAAGUCCAGUGGAAUAGCCAAACUAGAAGAAGGACGGCUUACUGGGAGUGUGACCGGAAAUGACAUCACCGCCCCUCCAAACAAGGAGCUCCCACCAAGCCCAGAGAAGAAAACAAAGCCUUUGGCCACCACUCAACCUGCAAAGACUUCAACAUCGAAAGCCAAAACACAGCCCACUUCUCUCCCUAAGCAGCCAGCUCCCACCACCUUUGGUGGGUCGAAUAAAAAACCCAUGAGCCUUGCUUCAGGCUCAGCACCGGCUGCCCCACCCAAACGCCCAGCUGCUGCCACUGCCAGGCCUUCCACCUUCCCUUCAAAAGACGAGAAGCCUAAGCAGCCUGUUGCAGAGGCAAAGAUUCCUGAGAAGCGGGCCUCACCAUCCAAGCCAGCCUUGCCAUCCAAGCUGGCUUCUGCCCUGGCCGGUAGGCCUGGCUCCAAGAGCACCCAGACUGUUCCAAAAGCCACAGCAGCUGCCACUCUUGCCUCAGCUGGGCCAAGCAGUAGGAGCCCCUCUACACCCCUGCCCAAGAGGCCCCCUGCGGUCAAGACUGAGGGGAAACCUGCAGACAUCAAGAAGAUGGCUACGAAGUCUGCACCAGCUGACGUGAGUCGCCCAAAGAGCACCUCCACCAGUUCCGUGAAGAAAAGUGCUGCCGUCCCUGGGGCAGCACCCCCAGCAGGGGUGACUCCCAGCCGCGUCAAGCCCACUGCCACGCCUCCCCGGCCCUCUGGGACUCCUUCCGUGGACAAGAAGCCCACGUCAGCCAAGCCCAGCUCCUCUGCCCCAAGGCUGGGCCGUGUGGCUACCAAUGCUUCUGCCCCUGAUCUGAAGAAUGUCCGUUCCAAGGUUGGCUCCACGGAAAACAUCAAGCAUCAGCCUGGAGGAGGCCGGGCCAAAGUAGAGAAAAAAACAGAGGCAGCUGCUCCAGCUCGAAAGCCUGAACCUAACGCAGUCACUAAAGCAGCCGGCCCAAUUGGCAGUGCACAGAAACCGCCUGCUGGGAAAGUCCAGAUAGUCUCCAAAAAAGUGAGCUACAGCCAUAUUCAGUCCAAGUGUGGUUCCAAGGACAAUAUUAAGCAUGUCCCUGGAGGUGGUAAUGUUCAGAUUCAGAACAAGAAGGUGGACAUCUCUAAGGUCUCCUCCAAGUGUGGGUCCAAGGCUAACAUUAAGCACAAGCCUGGUGGAGGAGAUGUCAAGAUCGAAAGUCAGAAGCUGAACUUCAAGGAGAAGGCCCAGGCGAAGGUGGGAUCCCUUGAUAAUGUGGGCCACCUGCCUGCAGGAGGCGCCGUGAAGACUGAGGGCGGUGGCAGCGAGGCCCCUCCGUGUCCGGGCCCCCCAGCUGGGGAGGAGCCGGCCGUCCCUGAGGCAGCGCCCGAAGCUGGCGCCCCCACUUCAGCCAGUGGCCUCAGUGGCCACACCACCCUGGCAGGGGGUGGUGACCAAAGGGAGGCCCAGACCUUGGACAGCCAGAUCCAGGAGACAAAUUGAGACCUACAGGCUGACGUUCCGGGCAAACGCCAGGGCCCGCACCGACCACGGGGCCGACAUUGUCUCCCGCCCCCCUCCACUUCCCUGGCGGCCCCAGCUCAGGCACCUGGGCCCCUAGCUCCCUCUCCCGGGCUGCCAUCUAGGCCUCUCCCUCCCUCCCCUCCCGCCUGCCUCACUUGCCCAGGGUGGCAGCAGCCCCGCCCCCGUGCUCCCUCCACUCCCGGCCCCAGACCCAGCUCCCUGCUUGGCUCCUCACCAUUGCGCCGCUGCUCCGAGGAGGUUGGGUGGAAAGUGGGGUGGAGGAGGCUAGUUCAGUACCUCCUGGGAUCUGGGUGGGGGGAGCCGGAGUCCAACCUCCUCUUUGUUUGGGUUUUUUGGACCAAACCCAAGAAAAACUGACAUACCCUUCCUCCUCCCUGGUCCAGUUGGAGGGAAGAGUGGAAGUGGAUAUCCACAUGACAGCUGGGUGCUGACUGCGUACCCUGGAGCCUGCUAAGCCACUGCCUCUUCCAUUGACCCCACAGUGGUGCCCACCUCGCAGGUGGCGCCAGGCACUUCUUGCUGCCCUCCCCCAAGUUAGUCAGGGGCAAUGCUGCCUGUCCCCGCUGCUUCCCAUACCUACCUAGCUGCUGUCACACUUUAUCUUUUUUUUUUUAAAUAACCUGAAAACCGGUGGAGUAGUUUUGCAGGUUGAAGCCAUGUCUGAAUGAAAGUCGUUGGUAGGUGUUAAAGGAAACAGGGAGGGGAGAUCUUGAAGCCUCCAGCCGGGAGGUGAGGCAUUGGAGGCUGCCCUGGCUUGGGCAGCCCCGGAGGUGGUGUGGACAGGGCAGGUGCAGUGGGGGACUGUGGGCUAGAGGGCAGGCAGGGACAGCUAGGGGCUGGUCAGAGUGUGGACUGGUGGUUCUGGCAUUUUGUGUGUAUGCUGCUUUUCUUUUCUAACCAAGAGGCUGGUUUUGGCAUCUAUGUCUGUUUCAUUCCCUGGGAUCCGGUGGGAGACAAGGUUGGGCUGGAAAGGGACAUGGAGGUCAAAUUCCUCCAAGCCUACAACCUAGGACACUCGAGCCCUCAGUUGCCAGGGAGCCCGAUGUGUUCAGAACUCAUGUGGAUAGUGGGGAAUCAAGUCUGGAAAUUUAAAAAUAAGUACAUGAGAUGGGCCAUCCAGACUCCCUUACGGCCUGACUGGAGAGGGGAAGAGAGGAGAGGCGAGGCCAACCUAAGGGGUGUGUCCUGGUUAGGCCUGGUCUUGGGAUGGCUGCAAUGAUAAGUCCCGGGAAUUGUAUUGACACGAAGAUUCUUAUUGCACUUGUAUUUUUUGUAUUAAAGUUUGCAUGGUUUCUAAUAAAGGAUUAAAACGUAA